AACGGUCGCUACUCGGGACGCGCGAAGUCGUCGUGCUCCACAAAAAGCAACCCAGCCCACAUCCACGCACACGACGUGCAUGCCCCUGAUCAAAUUCACCACCACGUCCAUCAGUCCGCCAUCCAUCAACCUCCUCUUCUCUCUGGCAUCUCUCAUGGGCGCUGCGAGACACUGAAGUCACAUCCUACCCGCUCCUCCAGCUUAUGCUCGACAAAGCUGGAUUUUGAUCCAUGAAACAGCAUGGCCCGUCGAAGGCCCCCAGCAACAGCCCUGACUUUCGGCAAUGCCCUCUUUUGCAUCUUCGUAUGGCUACCACUCAUAGCCACUGCUCAGCAGCAGCAGUCCGUAGGCAACAAUGCCAACAUUCGUAGACGCCCUUCUCUCAGCAACGCGCGUUCCCCGCCAGAACUGAGAUCCACCCACAAACACCUUAAAGACACCGCAAUCGACCCUUCAAUCGAGCGCGCCCUUGCGACUUUUGCUCCAGCCGAGUCUAUCCCGGCCGUUCGAGCACCUCCUGCAAGAUCAUCGGCCACGUCCGGUGGUCUCUCUUCGCGACACCCGGCGCGGUCUUUGCAGGAUUGGCAAGUCGAGGAUAUUAUUCUCCUGGCGACCGUUGAUGGCAAACUACACGCAAGAGACCGUAGAACCGGCGCUCCACGAUGGGAGAUAGAGGCCGAUAGACCCAUGAUCGAGACCGUCUAUCACCACAACGACUCGGAUCCUGAGUCUCAGCCCGAAACCAGCCUCAUCUGGAUUGUCGAACCCUCCCAAGAUGGAAGCCUCUAUGUCUACUCUUCCGAGCCCCAAACCGGCAUGCAGAAACUCGGCUUGUCGGUCAAGCAACUUGUAGAAGAGCUGUCGCCCUACGCCGGAGAAGACCCACCUGUGGUAUACACCGCCGACAAGAAGAACACCCUUUACACUGUCGAUGCGUCCAACGGAAGAAUCCUCAAGACAUUCAGCUCGAGCGCGUCAACCUUCAGCAACGACCAGAACUGUCGCCGAGUCAAUGGCCUUGGUUCGCUUGAAGACAACGAAUGCGAGACGAUCGGAACCCUUACCUUGGGUAGAACCGAAUACACCGUCUCCAUAGCAGACAAGCUGAGCGGUGACCCCAUCUGCACCAUCCGCUACUUCGAAUGGGGACCCAACAACCGCGACAAAGACCUGCACAACCAAUACGCGUCAACCAUGGACAGCAAGUAUAUCUACACCCAACACGACGGUAGCGUUGUCGCUGUGGACUACAGAGAAACAAGCCGCUUCGGAAACUCGAUCUUGUACAAGCAAAAGUUCUCGUCGCCAGUUGCUCGCGUUUACGAUGUUGUCAGGCCGCUCGAUGAAGACAUUCUGGACGCUUCUUUGGUCAUCCUUCCUCAACCUAUUGGUCCUGCUGGCGAUGACACAAUCGAGCAAGACAAGAUCUUCGUCAACUGUACAGAAUCUGGUAGUUGGUAUGCCAUGUCGGAGCUCAGAUACCCUACCGUCACCGACGGUGCUUCCAAAGCUGUGUGCUAUACCCAAGGAUACGCCCUUCCAGUCGGCACUUUCAACCCUGCUAAGCAGAGAGCGAACCUUGUUGGCAUACACCCUCUCCACCCUAUGAGCAUGGACCAAAGCGAGAUCCUCACUAUCGGUGGGCCUGAUCAAUCAGUUAUUGGAUCCCCGAAUGCAUAUAACACCGACCACGCUCAGGUCAUGUUGCCUGGUUCCUCUAACCCUUGGGCCGGUAUCACAUCAUCAGGCUUGAUUGGCCUGCUCGCUCUGAUUGGACUAUUUGCCAUCGUGUCUCGAUGGGUAGACGUGCAGAAGGUCAUACAACGCCAAACUCCGGAGCCUGUUAAGCUGAAGGAGGCGCCAAUCCCUGUGACAUCUAAUCUUAGCCAGGCCAUUCCUUCCAAGGACGACAGUGCUCCUCAAGUCGAAGCCAUCGACCGUAAAGUCCGUUUCCCUGAGCCCGCAGAAGAGACCAUCUUCCCACAAGGAGAUGAAGAGGAAGUGCCGGAAAAGCAAUCGUCUACUGAAGAACCAAUCGAGGCCAAGGUCGACUCACCCACUCGUGCCUCGACUCCAAGUCCAGCAGAAGCCGAAAAGCCCGCCGAAGAGCAAACACCUGUCAAGCCCAAGAAGAAGGCCACUCGUGGUGUCAGAGGUGGUAGAAAGGCAAAGGAGAAGAGACAAGAGCAACUUGAAGCACAACAACGCCGCCGCGAGAACAGCCAAAGCAACAGCGACAAAGAGAGUAACGGCGCUCUUGCCACGUCGCUUGCAAAACCUUUAUCGAAGAUUGAUGGCAUGGACGUCAUCAGUGUAGAUGCAUCUGAGAGUCCCAACGUGUCCGGCAAGAUUCAAAUCAACAACCUCACCAUUGAUACGGACAAGAUAAUCGGCCAUGGAAGUGCUGGAACUUGUGUGUUCGAAGGCAAAUUUGAAGGCCGUGAUGUGGCAGUCAAACGCAUGCUCUCUCAGUACUACGAGCUUGCUUCUCAGGAAGUAGGAUUCCUCCAACAAAGCGACCAUGACAAGAACGUCAUCCGUUACUUUUGUCAACAGAAAGAUCAGCACUUCCUCUACAUUGCCGUUGAGCUUUGUCAGGCGAGUUUGUGGGAUCUGUUCAAUCUUCCCGACACUCGUGACGAAGCCCGUUAUCAACAGCUCCAAUCACUGGCUCAAGCUGUUCAGCGUGAUGCUAGAGGCACACUCUAUCAGCUCGCCAAAGGUCUCUACCACCUUCACGAUCUUCGUAUCAUUCAUCGAGACAUUAAGCCUCAGAACAUCCUCAUCGCCUUCCCUAAGCCAAACAAGCCCAACGAGCUUCGUCUCGUCAUCUCAGACUUUGGCUUGUGUAAGACCCUUCCGGAGAAUGUGAGCACCUUGAUCGAUCCUACGAGCAACGCUGGAACGUGUGGAUGGAAGGCGCCGGAGCUCAUCUCUCAGCCCAAGGACACGGCCUCGAACAACGGCCACAGCAACAUUUCGCAUCCUGGCACUAGCGAAAGCUCUUCUGGUGGAGCCAUCGGUGGUGUCAAACGAGCAGCUGAUAUCUUCUCCCUCGGUUGUCUGUUCUUCUGGGUCUUGACUGGAGGUGAUCACCCCUACGACGACAAGGAAGGUUGGAUGCAAAUGCGUGAACUCAACAUCAAGAAGAACAACCUGCAGAACAUGCACAAGCUUGACCUGGGCUCUGACAGCGAAGAACCCCGCCAAUUGAUCACAGCAAUGCUGGCACACAACCCUGAAGAUCGUCCAUCCGCCCAGCAGGUUCUCUGCCAUCCGUUCUUCUGGUCACCCAAGAAACGCCUCGACUUCCUCUGCGAUGUUUCCGACCACUUCGAACACGAACAGCGCGACCCACCAUCGCCUCAUCUCAACUAUCUCGAGUCCUACGCCGAUAUGGUCAUCGGCGGCAAAGAUAAAGAUUGGCAACGCAAGCUCGACAGAAUGUUCCUCGACACACUCGGCAAGCAACGCAAGUACAACGGCGCCAAAAUGUUGGAUCUUCUCCGUGCCUUACGCAACAAGAAAAACCAUUACGAGGACAUGUCGAUGGACGUCAAGAAGAGGGUUGGGCCUUUGCCGCAUGGGUAUCUGCAGUACUUCACUAUCAAGUUCCCCACGUUGUUGAUGGCUUGUUUCUGGGCGAUCAAGGAUUGUAGGGUGGAGACUAAUGCGAGGUUCAGAAGCUACUACAGCAUCGAGAAUCAGGAAUAGAAUCGCCUGAGAAAGAUGAGACUGUUGAUGUACCUGAAAGAGUAAAGGAAUGAAAAUUGUUUCCGUCUUCCAUGUUCCGUAUAUUUCGUGCAUCAA
Molecule: messenger RNA, 3810 nt
Organism: Aureobasidium pullulans EXF-150
Lineage: Eukaryota; Fungi; Ascomycota; Dothideomycetes; Dothideales; Saccotheciaceae
Product: kinase-like protein
Exons: 1
Coding region: 241-3714 (1157 amino acids)
Biological process (GO): IRE1-mediated unfolded protein response; mRNA processing; intrinsic apoptotic signaling pathway in response to endoplasmic reticulum stress
Cellular component (GO): IRE1-TRAF2-ASK1 complex
Molecular function (GO): protein serine/threonine kinase activity; ATP binding; RNA endonuclease activity
Source: RefSeq, a predicted model, not a curated record